AUGCACUUGACGAGCAAAUUGGAUCAUGAUAAUGCUCUAUGCCUCGACGAGAAUUACUCGUCCAUAUCAAAUGAUUCACCUUCCUGCCCCAACUACUGUCCCGACAAGUCACUCAAUUCUCGACCGCCUCUGUUGGCGAUUGGUGUCCAUAUGGAAGUUGAUAAUCCGCAACAGGCUCUACAAAGCCUGCUAUCCGCCGUUUUCGAGGACAAUCCUGACUUGAAGCAGAGGAUAGACAAUCUGGACACGCUAAGCGUCUCGGAUGCCGUUCGAGAACGCUGCUCGCUAGAGAAGGAAUUCCCGAAGUCGGUGGAGAGAGUAUUGACAGCUCCACAACAUCGCAGUCUCGAGCCAUACAUAUCCGAGCUUGCGGAAUUCAAUUACAAAGAUACCGGGGAAUCUCUUGCGGAGUUUAUCUCGCCGUUGGUUCUAAGCCAUGCCAUCGACUCCCCUUGGAUCUUGGAGGUCGAGAGGAUGCAUAGCUUUAGGCUUCGCUGUCAAUCGAAAGCUGGCAAAUCUCCUCGCGAGGCUCUUUUUAUUCCCUCCACCCACAACGAGGAAGACCCUUUCGCCUAUGACGACCUUCUUCCUAGAGACCACGCAGACCCCGCGGUUCCUGUCAGACAAUCGAAAACGGUGGUAUUGCCCCGUCCAUCCAUGUUACCUGCACAACUGAACUCGGCGCAUAAUUUCCAUGGAGACCCCGGCUUUGAGAAUGAUCUUUCGUUCCAGUUAGAUUGCCUUCUGGGCGUUGCAGGGACGAACCAAUUGGACCCGGAGGCCCUACAGAAAGUCGACUACACUGAUCCCCGCGUCCACGAGACAGUUCUCCGAGGAUUUCGAUCUCACGUCAGUUUUGAGAGAAGAGUAGAAUCUAAGGUUGGCAUAAGCAAAGGGGAACGCAAAAUUCGAGCGGUCAUAUUCAGCAACCGCGAUUCCCUGGAUGAUCAUGAAGUAUUUCUUCGCAUUACCAAGGUGAUGGAUACUUUAGAGACUGCCAUUCUCCUUUGCCAGAAGAAGGGCAUUUGUCUAUUUGGCAUCCCCUUUUUUACACGACAUUCGUUGGUACCGAGAAGUGCCGAGAGUGAACACUUGUCCCUCACUCUUGUUGCGAUAUCCACGGUGGAGAGGUUCUUUACGGGAUUCAGAUCUCUUAAAGGAUUCUAUAUGCGAUCGCGGGAGACAGUGGCACCAGUAGCUGUGUUAGCAGCUGCGUCACUCGGAAUCUGGGGGCUGGCAAUCACAGCAGGUCUCGGACUCGCAGCACUCCCACUCAUAGGAAUCGGGGCUGGAUUUGCAGCAACUGGAGCUUCAGAAUGGCCAGAAAGUAAAGAGCGGCAUCGUAGCUUCGAAAUUGUUGUUGAGAUGGUCGCUGACAUUUUACGGGCAUGUGGAAUUAAAACGGGUCUACGAUUUCCUCCGACGAAAGAAGGCUUUUCUCGUCUUUUGCAUUAUUCCUCCUUGGCCGUCCAGUGCCUAAGCUUGGGAAUUCAACUAUCUGCUCGCGGACUCACAUUGCCCCUAGACUCAGCCUUGCUCGAACACAACGUCGACGAAUUUGUACUGCAGGGCAUAACUGCCGAGCCUGCAGUCUACGUCAUCGAGCAGGAAAUAACUUGCCUCGGUGGUAUUUUGCCUAGCCACCGGGUACCGGUUUUCGGAGCACGAAGGCAUUCCGUCUCGGACUCAGUAGAUGUCGUGACGUCUGUCAGAGAUCUGUUGUCAGUAUGGGGCCCUGGAGCGGUAGAGUUUACGGAGACUCCCCCCGAGGGUAAUUCACAACCUUGGAGAAUUAUUAGGAUUAACAUUGGCGGCGGAGUCCUCUUCCCUGUUGAAAACCAAGGCUGGUCAUCGGUGUAUCGCUGGCACUGGACCGAUGGCAAUGGCACUGGGUCUCAAAAGGCGACCAUGGACUCGUAUUUUGCAGUCGACCUUAACACUAAAAUUAGAGUUGGAGGAUUCGGCUCAGACGUCGUCACUACUUCUUCUACAUCGACGGUCACUCGCGCCGUACUUCCCCUUGCGCGACGGCCCAACGCCACUCCUCCUGGAACUUUCAUGGCUAUUGGGCCUUCAUCCAUCAAUCCAGCCUGUAGAUUCUCCACCUGGACGGCUGACGCAACACGACGGCGGUACAUGUCUCACCAUCUAAGGGACAUAGGCACUCAUCGCCCGUUUACGGCAUUCGCUGGUUACGAUGUCGGGCCGCAAAUCGGAAGCUAUCUUUUGCUUCAAUUGAUGAGAAAAUACGAAAGAAGGCCAGGAACUACACUUAAGGAUACAAUACUUCAGAAGUGGGAUGGAAUGCCUCAGUUCCUCAGAGGCCUUGACAAGCCUUGCGGUCUAUUUGUUAGUAGCUGCACCAAGGUGAUAGCUCGAGCUAGGCUUCGCGACCUGAUAGCCUUCGCAGGUCCGCUAGUACUUCCCGAAGCGUUUCCACUUUUACUCGGCCAAGGCCAAGAGGACUCUAUAGCCUCCUGGGUUCACGCCUUGCGAGGAUCUGAGGACUUAUACGACUGGGCAAGAAACCAGAGGACUGAUCAAGGAAAUGGCCUGGCUUCGGCGGAUGGGUCGGCCAAAGUUAAGGAUCUUAUCCUUGGUGUGUUGCGAAUCCUGGAGCCCACCGGUAUCACGGCCAGCGGUUUGCUCAGCACGGCUUGGGUAUCACCACACGAAGUAAUCAAUGUGGUCUCCAGCCGUUGCCGACGAGGCUCGUGGCUUGCCCUCCUCGCGGAUAGUGAAUUCUCGGCCACGUUUGCAUGUGUCACGCCUUUGUGCCUGAAUACUCGAGAUCGUCGUUGCCUCAGCGAAACAAGCUCGCCUUGGCAUUGUAGUUUUGAGAGUGGGCUGGAAGAUUUUACUCUGUCCACUCGUAUUUCUCAGUAUGCCGACCUUCCUAGUGGCAACACAUCUGAAGCUUACAAUGGCGUGGAGUUAGAGGUGGGUCAAAGCUACCUUAUCAACACGCAGGAUUUUGAGACGGCAGCAAAGCUUCUCGAGGUGGACGAAACAGACGAGCCGUUUUACGUUUUCGAAGUGAAGAAGGCUGCUCUCGUCACAGUUUUUGUCAAGAGAUUGUAUAUGAAAGGAAGGGGAAGGUUUAUCCGAGAGAGUAACGACGAGAACUCGCGUCCUUGUCUGAUAAUUGGAAAUAACUGA
Scedosporium apiospermum is the source of this 3159-nucleotide messenger RNA. RefSeq lists its product as uncharacterized. The transcript is spliced from 2 exons. NCBI's taxonomy places the organism in Eukaryota, Fungi, Ascomycota, Sordariomycetes, Microascales, Microascaceae. The coding region runs from base 1 to 3159 and encodes 1052 amino acids. The record is from RefSeq and is a predicted model, not a curated record.